AUGGAUAACAAAUAUAUAGAAGAAUUUGAGCAUUUAGAUUAGGAUUAGAAAAGUUAAAUGUUAAAGAACAUGAAAUAAUUCAUUUCUUAAUUGUAGUUAUAGAUUUAAGAUCUUGAGAAGAGUGCUAUUGAUAUAAUAAUGGAGAAAGAUGAGAAAAUAUAAUAGUUAGAAGCCAUGAUUCAGGCCAAUCAUGGAUCUAAACAGCAUAAUAAAGAUGAUGAAAUUAUGCAACUCAAAAAGUAAGUAAUCUGUCUGAACAUAGUCACAUCAACGAAUUAAAUUAGAGGAUUGACGCAAUCUAGAUGAAACAUUUCGAGCAAUUAUAAGAAUAGGAAAGAAAGUGGAACACUUACUUAUUAGAUCAAAUCCAACAAAGUAGUAAUGAUGGGCAAUAAGAGAAAAUAGAAAUGUUAGAAACCUUGCAUUAUUUAGAAGAAAAAGUAUAUUCACUUGAUAGAGAAGUAUAAAAUUCUGUUAUUCUAGUUGGAAAUGAAAGAGAAUUAAUCGAUGUUCGAUAGGAACACUAUCAAUUAGUUAACAAAUAUUAAUUAAUAGCUAAUAGACGAAAGCCAAGAACUAAACUAACAGUUAAUCAAAAUGUAGAGGCAAAUGGAAUUAAUGAAAGAACAUUUUUAGAAGGAGAAAAAUACCAUAGAUAUUAAAAUUAAUGUAUUCAUUUCAAUUUAUACUAGAAAUAAAAUAUCCAAAUAAGUUAAAUAUCAAAAUAGGCAUCGGCACUAAAACUUCAAAAUAAUAAAUUAGCAUAAAAUAACAAAGAUCUACUUAAUCAAAUAAGUGAAUUGAAAGAUUAGUUGGAAACACAGAGUGAAUGUAAAGACAAGGUUCUUUCUGAAAAUUACCAAUUGUAAUGGACAGCUCAUUCAACUGAUUAAAAUUAAAGAGAAGACACCAAUAUAACAGCUUUUGAGUUAUUGGAGGAUAGUUAUGAGGAUAAAGAUGUGACUACUAAUCUAAGAAGAGCCUUAGAUGAAAAGUCGGAGUUGUGCAUCUAAUAUGAAGAUUGUCUUCGUUAAUCAACUAAAUAGUUAAAGGAGCAAAAAGCUUAAUUACAACUUUUAUAAAAUUAACUCAAAAUUAUAAGGAAAUAGUAGUUUAAUUAGAGGAACCUUAAAGAAUAUGUUCAGAUGUUGGAAAGUGAUUAUUUGGUUUCAAAAUAAUUAUUAUGCGAAAAGGCUGACAAAUAUUAAGAAUAAGUUAUAUUAUUAAGUUAAGAAAACUAUGACCUCAAACAAAAAAUAAAAUGUUUCUAAACUAGAUUACAUAAAAAACUUAACUGA
Molecule: messenger RNA, 1298 nt
Organism: Paramecium octaurelia
Lineage: Eukaryota; Ciliophora; Oligohymenophorea; Peniculida; Parameciidae
Source: the annotation of a GenBank genome assembly